Bombyx mandarina (wild silkworm) is the source of this 632-nucleotide messenger RNA. RefSeq names its product odorant-binding protein 6 (gene Obp6). The record is from RefSeq and is a predicted model, not a curated record. Lineage: Eukaryota; Metazoa; Arthropoda; Insecta; Lepidoptera; Bombycidae. Gene Ontology annotation, biological process: sensory perception of smell. Gene Ontology annotation, molecular function: odorant binding.
UUAUAUAAACGGGAGUGUGUAAUCCCCUCAACUGAGUCUCGAUUUAGAACAAGAAGGUACAACACGUCAAAAUGUCAGCUAAUUCUUUUGUUGUAUUGGCAUUCUGUGCAUUGGCUGUUGGUGUAAAUGCACUAACAGAAGAACAAAAGGCCGAGAUAACGAAAUCAUCAUUGCCUCUAAUAGCGGAAUGCUCCAAAGAGUUCAGCGUGAAUCAGGGCGACAUUGACGCGGCUAAGAAACUUGGUGACCCGAGCGGUUUGAACUCUUGCUUUGUAGGAUGUUUCAUGAAGAAAGCUGGAAUCAUCAACGCAAGUGGUCUUUUCGAUGUAGCCGCUACUAUUGAGAAGAGCAAGAAAUAUCUUACCAGCGAGGAAGACUUGAAAGCCUUCGAGAAACUAACGGAGACGUGCGCUCCAGAAAACGACAAACCAGUCAGUGACAGUGACAAGGGCUGCGAAAGAGCAAAACUUCUCCUCGACUGUUUCGUUGCAAACAAAGGAAGUUUCUCGGUCUUCUCACUUUAAAGAACAAAGCCUGUGAUGUUUCAUUAAUUACCUGAUAAUAUCUAAGCAAUCAUUUUUUUAUUGCAUUUGUUGAAUAAAAAUAAAAUUCAGAGUUUUUUGUUUUUAUAA